This is a messenger RNA of Adineta ricciae, 777 nucleotides long. The record is from the annotation of a GenBank genome assembly. NCBI's taxonomy places the organism in Eukaryota, Metazoa, Rotifera, Eurotatoria, Adinetida, Adinetidae.
AUGUCAGGCCUCACAACUUCAACAUCUCAUUAUACAUCUUCAAGAACGUCGAAUUCGCCAUCGAUAAAGGCACUUCAACUCGAAUAUGCCAAACUGCAAAAAGAACCAGUCGAAGGUUUCACAGUGAAACUCGAUGAUGAUGGAAAUUUGUACAAAUGGCACGUCGGAAUAUUUGGACCUCCAGAUACUCUGUACGAAGGCGGUUAUUUCAAAGCUGAUAUGGAAUUCCCAACAACCUAUCCAUUUGCUCCACCCAAAGUUCGUUUUCUGACGAAAAUGUGGCAUCCGAAUAUUUAUGAAAAUGGUGAAGUAUGCAUUUCGAUCCUUCAUCCACCUACGGAAGACCCCCAAUCGGGUGAACAUCCAAGUGAACGUUGGAAUCCUACUCAAAAUGUUCGCACGAUCCUCAUGUCAAUAAUCAGUUUGUUAAAUGAACCCAAUUGUUCAUCGCCUGCAAAUGUCGACGCGAGCGUCAUGUACCGAAAAUAUAAAGAAAACAAAGAUAAUGAAUAUGAAACAAUCAUUAAAAAACAAGUGAAUGAAUCACGAUUAGUUGCCGAGCAAGAAGGUAUUACAAUUCCUAAAACUCUUGAUGAUUAUGUUGCACCAUCACGUGCUGGUGCACUUGGUUUAAAUAAUGGUAAAAAUGGAAAGAAAUCAGCUUACAAUGCCUUAUCGGCUCAUGAAGAUGAUGUCGAUUUGGGUAUCGAUGAUGACGAUGAUCAAAUGGCCGAUAUGGCAGAUGAUGAUGAUGGAUCUUAUGAUGACAGCGAUUAA